Theileria parva strain Muguga is the source of this 1522-nucleotide messenger RNA. RefSeq lists its product as uncharacterized. Bases 230 to 1417 code for a protein of 395 amino acids. The record is from RefSeq and is a predicted model, not a curated record. The transcript has a single exon. NCBI's taxonomy places the organism in Eukaryota, Apicomplexa, Aconoidasida, Piroplasmida, Theileriidae.
GUUGUUUUGAAUUAGGAUAAUGUUCCCAAUAAUUUAUAAUAAAAAUUUUAAAUUCUAAAAUUUAAUAAUUUCCUUUCGAUAUGGUGAAGGGUGUAAUGAUCGAUGCUGGUCUAAAGGCGCAACUUAAUUCGUCUCCACCCAUGGAUAUGCGUUUUCCGUAAAAUUUCUGAAAUAUAAAAUGUAAGAAUAUUUUUAUUUGUAAUAUAAAUUUUGGAUAUGAUAAAAUUCAAUGACUCUAUUAAACCUAUCCAACGUUGUCGAUCAACUUGGUGUGUCCGUAUCAAGCCUCAUUGCUCGUCGGAACUUAUUAUCAUUUUCGAUAAAUCAGCUUGAACUACUGAAGGAUACUUGUAAAAAGAUUUCUAGAAUCGAUUGUUUUGACUCGAACUAUCCUAAGAAUCAAAUUUUAAUUGAUUUUUUAAGGAAUGGAUCAAGGGUUUUGGAGGAGUCAAUCACUUUGAGGAGGGAUAUUUUUUCAAAUAACAACCUUCCCUUAUGCAAUCGCAAUUUUUCAAAAUCUGAAAAUAUUCAAUACCAACACAAUCGCACAGAACCUACUCUAAACCAAUUUCCUCAAAGCAAUAUUUCUGAUAUUAAUAAACUUGACCGCGUUUUGAACCACACACUAAUUAGUUUUAUCACUGUUCUCGGGAAUUCAGGGUUAUUUUUAAAUGAUUUAUACUUCUUCAAGUCAAUCUUAUCUGAAAUAAGGGUUAAUUGCUCAAAUUAUUCAGGACUAGUGUGUGCUGUGGGCAUAAUUAACAAGUGUGACUUGUUUAGAUACGAUGACUUUCUCAACUUCAGCAGGAAGAUUUUUUCUAAGUUUACCAGAAAUUACAAGAUCCUAAAUUAUAUAAAUGACCUAGAUGUUACCCUGUUACUAUUCCACAAGAUCUCAAUGACGUAUAUGUCCCAACCUUUAUUAAUAAAUAGUACUAUUUGUAAUCAGAAUCAACUAGAAUUACUACAUCUACUAUCAAUUAGUCUGGAUAAAGUCCUUGAAAUUUCAAACUUUAGAGACGGUAUUUCAUCCACUGUUUCCAUGAAAUCCGUGAAUAACCUUAUUCAGUCAAUUUUCCUAUUUUAUAAUUACAACAAAACCUUAAUAUCUAACUUAUCCCUGGAUAAAUUGGCUAAAAUUAAUAGAGUCUUGGCCAUAAACCCGGGUUCUAAUUGUUUACACUCUGAUUUUGAAAGCCCAGAACACAACGCCGGGUCUGAAUUUACUUCAUCCACAAACUCAAUCGAAAUUAAGAACACUAGUGAUUUACACCUGAAAGUAAAAAAUGUUCUAGAUAACAUGUGUGGUACAAACAAUAAUUCCCAAAGAAUUGAGAAUAGUUUAAAGAAUAAAAAAAUUUUAAAUGAAAUUAGGGUAGGGUCAAGUUUAUAUUUUGUUGAUUUAUUAAUUAAUUAAAUUCAUUUCUAAAAUCCCUGGACCAAUUCUCUAAAAAAGGAGAUUGUAUUAUAUUUUAAAGGUUUAAAUAAACUAUAUAAUUUAAAUAAUAUUGUAUUUACAUGA